This is a messenger RNA of Carcharodon carcharias (great white shark), 2837 nucleotides long. It is a transcript of the gene chrna9a, whose product is annotated as cholinergic receptor, nicotinic, alpha 9a. Gene Ontology annotation, molecular function: acetylcholine-gated monoatomic cation-selective channel activity; transmembrane signaling receptor activity. Gene Ontology annotation, cellular component: neuron projection; postsynaptic membrane; synapse. The transcript is spliced from 10 exons. NCBI's taxonomy places the organism in Eukaryota, Metazoa, Chordata, Chondrichthyes, Lamniformes, Lamnidae. The record is from RefSeq and is a predicted model, not a curated record. Bases 918 to 2465 code for a protein of 515 amino acids. Gene Ontology annotation, biological process: chemical synaptic transmission; monoatomic ion transmembrane transport; signal transduction.
UUACAUGUAAACUUGGAUUAUUAAUGGUUUGUGACUAUUUCCUGUGAACACGUUCAUGGUCACAUUUGAUAUCUGCAUUUGGUGUGUUUUGUUUAUUUUGUGAACUCCAACCAGCACAGCAAGCUGCCUACUGCAGUUUUCACAUGAAACUCAUUUAGAUACCCCUGGAUCCAUUCUAAUUGUUGUAUUCUCAAUUGUAAUAUGAGAAAUAAGUUUUGAGCUGAAAGAUUCCUGAUCAAUGGUCAUGCACAGCUAGAAUUACUUAUGUUGAGCUUGAGCUCAUGCUGCUGGGAGUGAAGGUAAAUUCAGCUGUCAUUUCCAGCCAUAAAGGGCACUCUCCAAAAUAUCACCAAUACAGCAAAUAUGGCAGCAAACAACUGACAGUGUGAAUGCAAUAUGUAAAGGACGUCGUUCAACUGCACAAGACAAUGGAAGUUCUGAAUAAAACUGCCAAGGAACCCUGCAACACACAACCAAGUCGGUCUCAAGGUGUGUGGUGGUGUGCUGCAUAACCUCGCCAUCAUGAAACAACAGACCUUGCCACACCUAUCAGGAAGCGUGAAGGUUACUUCCUUUCUAAAUCUAGAAAGACCUCUUGCCGAACUGCACAAGUGAAGAUGUAUUCUUGGUCACUCAUGUAUGUGAACUCCGGGUGUUGAUGCAACAGUGCAUUUACUUUCUGCAAAAGAUGGUAGCCACAAGGCACACCCAGAAAUGCAAAAUUCACUCAAAGCAUUUUCAGCAAGAUCAGGUCUGGUUACACGAUUUCAACAGGUUGUGCUAAGAUACUCUGCUUGCUGUGAGUCCUGUCGUAAAAAACCCGCCUCAACUCCACUCUUACACCGGAGAACCCAUGAUCCUUGCAAACUGCCAGCUUGAAGUGCAUUUCCUUGCUGCAUUUGCAGGUCGAUCGCAGAAUGAACCUGUACAUCUGCCUCCUGUCUUAUAAAUUGAUGCUUCUUUGGACUGCACUGUUCAUUAUAGGCACUGAAUCAGCAGAUGGAAGAUAUGCUCAGAUGCUGUUUAAGAAUUUAUUUGAAGAUUAUAUAGAUGCUCUCAGGCCUGUAGAAGAUACAGAUUUAGCCCUGAAUGUCACUCUGAAGAUUACUCUUUCCCAAAUUAAAGAUAUGGACGAAAGGAACCAAAUUUUGACUGCUUACCUUUGGAUUCGACAAAUCUGGUUUGAUGCUUUCCUUAAGUGGGACCGAGACAAAUAUGAUGGACUUGAUGCUAUACGAAUACCCAGUAGCUCUGUGUGGAGACCUGAUAUUGUUCUAUAUAACAAAGCUGAUGAUGAAUCUACAGGAUCCAAGGAGACUAAUGUGGUGUUAAGAUAUGAUGGGCAGAUUACGUGGGAUGCUCCAGCGAUUACGAAGAGCUCUUGUGUAGUGGAUGUGGCUUACUUCCCAUUUGAUGAUCAGAGAUGCAAUCUUACUUUUGGCUCUUGGACCUACAAUGGAAAUCAGGUUGACAUCACAAAUGGACUUGACAGUGGAGACCUGACUGAUUUUGUGGAGAAUGUAGAAUGGGAAGUACAUGGAAUGCCAGCAACAAAGAAUAUAAUAACAUAUGGGUGUUGUUCAGAUCCUUACCCAGAUGUCACCUAUACAUUAAUCCUCAAAAGGAGGUCUUCCUUUUACAUUUUUAAUUUGUUGAUCCCAUGUGUAAUGAUCUCAUUCCUAGCACCAUUAGGAUUUUACCUACCAGCUGAUUCUGGAGAGAAGGUAUCUCUUGGUGUGACUGUGCUCCUAGCAUUGACUGUGUUUCAGCUGAUGGUUGCAGAAAGCAUGCCUCCAUCUGAAAGUGUUCCACUGAUUGGUAAAUACUACAUAGCAACAAUGACAAUGAUCACUGCCUCUACUGCACUGACAAUUUUCAUCAUGAAUAUUCAUCACUGUGGGCCAGAAGCCAAACCAGUUCCAAAAUGGGCAAAAGUGAUCAUAUUGCAAUACAUGUCAAAGAUCUUUUUUGUGUAUGAUAUUGGUGAAACUUGCACAGUGGUGCAAAAAGAUGAUAAAAAUGACUAUAGACUACAGAUGGAUAAUUCCAAGACAAAUGAAAAAUUCAGAAAAGAGCAAGAGUUAACAAUAAAGGCUCAGCUGUCUAAAAAUUACCAAUGCUCCAACACAAUUCUGAAGGAAGAAGCUACCCUGUCUGUAAUACCAGUGCAUCAGUGUCCAGUAUGCAACCAGAAAGUACCCAAUGAGCAUUUUGAUGGAAGCAUAGGGGGCAGUUGUGUCAGUGAAGAGGAUCUUAACAUGUCCUCCUGUUUCUGUUAUUUGCAUCGAGGCAGGGUGGUGAAAAAUAUUGAAUUUAUAGCCAAUUGUUUUAGAGAGCAAAAAGCAACCAAUGCUAAAUCUGCUGAAUGGAAGAAAGUAGCUAAAGUAAUGGAUCGUUUCUUCAUGUGGAUUUUCUUUUUAAUGGUGUUUUUUAUGAGCAUUUUAAUUGUAGGAAAAGCAACAUAACUUUAUUUUCACAUCUUAUAUAAUGUUUACUUGCAUACUCAAUUUUAACUAUUAUAGUAUAGCAGUUUUAUACUUUGGUGCUAGUGAAGUUUGGAAGUGGAUAGCCUUAUAACUCAGCCUGUUAAGUCAAUGAACCCUUUAAAAUUAUUUCAGUUUUUACAAACCUGAAUGUAGAAUCCACCCGCUCUCUACAUUCAACUUAGGUCAAUAGGUUGUAUUGUCUUUCAGAUGUCAAAUCUGGUUUUAUAAUGCAGGACCACAUUAUUUAGUUAGUUGUAAUAUAAUAGAUGUCGCCAGCAGCAGUUUCCUCUUUGUGGAGUCUUAAAACAUGCAACUCUCAAAUGUUUGCUGAACUAAAAAUAUUUUACUGGU